CAGCCCCCCAAAAAAAAAAAAAAAAGAAGAAAAACGGUGGAGGUGAUUGUCGACAAAAAGGAAACACAAGAAUUAAGUUUUUCUUUUUUCAAGAAAAAAAAAACAUUUAAUUCUCAUCGAGUGGAAAAAAGAAGAAAAAAAGAUGGCCGGAUCAGACGGAGCCAUCCUGCUGACGACAGCCAGGUGGACUGGUAGUAGCGGGAGUGGCUCCUCAGGCCAGUCGGAGGACUCGCCCCACGUUUACCUUCACGAUGUUGUCAAAUCGGGCGAGAUGCCGCAACUGGUUCGCAUUGUCAAGGGCUCUUACCUGGGCCUGGGUGCUCCCUCUUUACCCAAUCCGUCCCUGUCGUCGACGGCCCUAGUGGCCUCGGCUGGUGCCAGUCUCCGACUGGCCGUCCAGUGUCUCAAAUUCAAAGACAAUCACAAGACGGUCAACGUCGGACCUAAACUGGCCAUACCCGAAACGUUCGACGGCUAUUUUGAAAUUCUGAACGAGGACGGACGGGCCGUUCGGGGCAUCGAGUCGGUAGCCGAAUUGACUCGCAAAUUCCCCGACUCGUGCCUCGUCCGUCAGAAUAUCAAAGUCUUUUACCAGCAAUCGACGGACAGCAAUGGCAAAUCGGCCGAUCAGCAGCACGUCUGCCACAACAUCACCGAGCGCUCGCGGACGCUGAACGCCGGCGAGCUGCUCGUGUUGGUGGGCGAAGUGAGCAGCGGAGGCCUGUCGCCGUCCGGCGCUGGCCAACGGUUCUUACGUUGCCUCGACUCUAGAGGCGAUCACGUUUACCUACCGCUGGACAUGCGGGCCAAGUUCAGUGUCGUGGCCAAAGAGGACAAUCAGCAGGGCAUCAGUGGCGUGCAUCGCAUCCGGGCGCUGCUCAACAAGCGGCUACCGUUGACCGUGAGAAUGGUGUCGGGCAGCCCGCCUGCCGGACUCAAAAUCGGCCAGCAAUUCUGCUACGAGAUGAGACUGUUGGCCAGCUUUCGAGAGGAGAUGAUCGUGGCCAUGCCGCUGGGUGUCAACCAGGGCAAAACGUUGGCCGACGGGCCGGGAGUAGUCAUCAUCCCGCCGACCGUUUCGCUCAAACUGCAAUUGCCCGUUAACCGACAGAGCCUGAAGGCUACCAAGGAAUUCGCACGCAUGACGGAACGUUGCCUUCACCAAUACGGCCUGCUGUCCGAUCGCAUUCAAGUGUACGACGCCCAUUUCAGCAAGAAUUUGCGCUUCGAUGGCCAGCAUUGGCGAGUGCCCGUCCCGCUGCUCUUAGCUCCGCUCAGACGCAGCACGUCCGAUCUGAUCCAAUCGAUCACCGGCCACGGCGGCAACAGGAAACACUCGCCGGAGAGUUCGAUGAACGUCUUACAGUCCCUGACGACGGAAGAGCUGGUCGAAGCGGACGAGGACGGCGGACAGGACGAGCUGCCGGCCGAGUACGACGAGAUCGAUCAGAUCUACGACUACAUCCGAGGAUUUGCUCCGCUGCCCAAGAACUUGAAGACGUCGUCGACGUACGACAUCUUCAACGAAUCCAGUCGUCUGGUCAGCAACCGCAAGUCGGAGCAACGUCGCAAUCUCUACAAUAAAGUGGUCAGCGGCAAUCAAAACACGUCGGAGUACAGUCACCAGCAGAAGAUGCCAGUCAACGCCAGUCACAAAUGCAAACCGGCCCCGCCUCCGCUGGAGACGAUUCCAACUCACCGCAACCGCAUCAACAGCCACAGUAAAGAGGUCGUCAGCAGUCCGGUGGCCGUUCCGGGCUCCGUUCCGCUGGCCGUGGACAAGGAGGAGCAAGUGCACAACAAUCAUUCGGCAGUGACGAGCAUCACGGUGAACCAAGGCGCUUCGUCGCCCGAACCCGUUGCCAAACCGCGCAUGUACAGACAGCGCAGCGCCCUGACCGGAGGCGCCGCUCCAUCGGCUGCCGUCCAGCGGCUUUACAGCAAAAAUCCGGCCGUAGUGAUACACCGUUCGCCCGGCAUGCUCAGCCCGGCUGAGAGUAAGCAAUCGCUGACUCCGUCGCCUCUUUUCAACAUCCGUUACAAGUCGAUGACGAACCUUUUAUUGGCCAACUCGGCGGCCGAUUCGGAUACGUUAGGAUCGAGCCAAAGUGGCGGAAGAUGUUCGGGUGGGUCGGCCGGAUCGGCGGCCGUCAGAUCGCCUCAUCACUCCAACCAACAGCGACUUCACCAUCAUGCGCAGAAGCAACACUACACGAGGCAAGUGUCGGCUCCUCCAGUGUCGCAACACCGACUCUUCCAGCUCCAUCGGCCGCGGUCGUUGACUGAUUUGCUGUGGGGCCGCAACAGCGAAAAUCAGCGCAACAAUCGGUCGGCUAACACCAAAUCGCCUUUGAAAAUUCAAUUGCAUCCGACUGUGGUGGCCGAUGUCAUCCCGUCGAGUUCCAGUCGAACGUCUGGACCGAAAAGGGAGGUCAUCGGACGUCGACGACAUUCAGGAUCUAACCACCACCUGCUCAAUACAGCCGCCGGAAACGGAUCCAGUAGCAGCCACACAACCACUAAGAAACACACCAUCUUCUACCACUUGUAAUAACAACAACAACAACAACAACAACAACACAUAUGCCUUCUUCUUUUCUUGCCUGACCUUGUACUUUUUUGUUUGGUUUUUUUGUUUCUACUGUUCCGUGUGUGUCUCUCUCUCUGUGUGUGUAAGGCGCUGUUUAAUUUCAUUUGGUUUGCUUCAUCAUCUUCCACCAUUUUUUGUUGUUUUUUUUUUAUGUUCCGGGGUUGUUAUUUCUUGUUUUUCUUCUAUUCCCACCUGUUUUGUUUUAUUCGGUGUUCCAGCUUGAAUUUUUCCUUUUGGAAUUCCUCCCCCUCCCCAACACACAAAAUUUACCAGCGCUAUAAAAAAAAAAAAAUCACUUGUCCUUAACGAAAUGCCACACAUAUGCAAAUUGUCAAUCCUUUCUAAAGAGGAAAGGUUAUUCUUGAUAUUUUAAUUUUUUUUUUUUUUUUUCGAAUUUGUUUUUUUAAUGCAUCCACGUCAGAGUCAAAUGUCAACUUGUAGAUUACGAGAAAGUGAAAUCUAAAAAUAAAGAAAUUAAGAAGAAAAACAGAAAGGGAAAAUGAAAGUGGAAUCGCAACAAGAGAAAAGUAAAUUUGUACUUAAUUUAAUUAACUAUAACGCGAGCGUCUAUCGUUGUGUUUUUACUUUUCUUCGACGCGUGUUUAUUUUGCCAGAGAAUUUUGUUUGUUUUGUUUUUUGUUUUUUUUCUCCAAUGUUUGUAUCUUUCCGCCGUUUGUUUCCUUGUCUCCUUGGGUGUCUUUGUAAUAACUUCGCAUUUGCAACAACCACAAAAAUAAAAAAUAAAUUUGAAUUCGAUUUCGA
Messenger RNA from Daphnia magna, 3352 nucleotides. RefSeq lists its product as uncharacterized. The transcript has a single exon. Bases 143 to 2551 code for a protein of 802 amino acids. The record is from RefSeq and is a predicted model, not a curated record. Lineage: Eukaryota; Metazoa; Arthropoda; Branchiopoda; Diplostraca; Daphniidae.